AGCAAGACAGGUGGCACUGUGAGUCCGAUCCAGGUUCCCGCCACGUCAGCGAGUGUCCAGUGAGUUCAUAGUUCGUUCUCGUUCCCCUAAUAAAUUCUCUCCUGUUUCCGUUACCGGUUCCUCUCUGGAUUAUCGUCAGUUCCACAUAAACAGUAAACCCUAGAGACGAAGGCACAUUUAUUUAUAGGAACAAGAGCGUUAGAAUUCAUAGUGAUGCAAAUUACUAUUUUUUCAAUGCAGGACACUUAAAUUGGUUCCAGAAAUCUGUUAUAUUCUUGUUUUUCUCGCGCAUUGGCUAUUUUUUUAAUUAAGUCAUGGAGGAUAAUGUGGAAGAAGUUGAGAAUAAAGUUCCGAAAAGUGAUGUUGUUAGCGAAGAAGCUUUGAAAAGUUGUAAUUGUAGCGAAUUGGAAGCGAGGAGUGAAAAGGAGGAAGCGAAGAUUGUAGAAUUGGAAUUGGAGAUGGAAAAGAGAAAGAGUGAUUAUGAAGCACUUGAGGUUAAGUUUAAAGGAUUAGAAGCCGAGAAAAUAUCUGUCGAAGCUGAACUAGAGGCUUCGAGGAUAAGAAAUAAUGUGGCAAUGGAGCGUGGAAAAGCCGUUGAAGGCGGACACAAGGAUACGGUUGUUGAUUUGACUGAGGAUGGAGAUGAGGACGAAGAUGAUGAUGAUAUUGUUGAUCUGAUUAUGGAUGAAAAUGCUGCUUUGCAAUGUGAGAAGACAAGGGCUGAAAGUGAGGUCGAGGUUUGGAAGAAAAAGUUCGAACAAUUGGAGUUGUGGGUGUCGCAGGUGGAUGACAUUACCCUCUCGAGAGGUGGCAAACAAUUGCUAAAUGAAGUGAUAAAAGGCAAUAAUACUCUGCCAGUAGAGCAACUGCAAAGUAGCAAAGAACCACUGGACUCAGUACCUUCCCUUUGUACCCCUGGCAAAACUUAUAAAGACGAUCAAUGUGGCUACACUCCUUUAUCUGGAACCAAAGGUGUCUGUUUGAAAUCUGAACAAGAGUCUCACAGAAUGGCUAAAAGACAUUUGUCAUUUGAAAAAGAAGAAAGAAGCCCUAACAAGAAGAUGGCUCCAUCAACUCCAGCUAGCGCUAAACCUACUCGUCUAAAUGUCAUCGACAUUUUUGGCAGCGAUGAUGAUUCUGACGGUCAUUCAGCCCCAUUAUCUAUCCCUAAUGAUCAGGAAAUUAAAAAAAUCUGCAAUUCAACUGAUCAUGUGUUGACCGGAACAGCGGAUGGUGAGCAAGACUUGAUAUCUAAUAAGUCUGCUGGGAGGGCUGUUGGCUGUGAGGAUCAUGAUGAAGACUUGGAUGAUUACAAGGAUAACAUUCCAAACUCUCUAACUUUUAAGAGAAAACGAGCUGCAAAAAUCAUUACUAGUGAUAGUGAGAGUGAUGAAGACGAUAAUAUUCCGAUAUCUAAGCUAAAGAAAGUAUAUCUUCAGGAAUCAGUCCCUAAUAUAGCUGAGUCUGAUAUGUACUGCUGCUCAAAAUCUGCUUAUGACAAUGUUAAAUGUAAUGUAACCCGUUCAAGGCGGCGUUUGGUGACUUUGAGACAAUGUGAAGAAACAGUGAAAGCAGAAAGCAGCUCUCAAAAUAUUGAACACGGACAAGAAUUUGCUGCGACGGAUGAUGCUGAAGAUGUUGAAUCUGAGGAAGUUGGAUCAGAGAGUGAGGGUGAGAGCUUGGGUGGAUUCAUUGUGGACAGCUCUGAUAUAUCUGACGCUGAUAAUAUGUGCAUUGCCUUAGAUGAUACGUCAGAUAGUGAUGUGGAUUUUGGUGGGAUUUUAUCCAAAUUGCAAAGAAGCAAGGAUAGUUUUAAGUGGGAGUUAGAGGCAGAUAUGCUAUCAGCGUUUGGUAAAAAUCUUGAACUAUGUAUGAAAGCUGUAUGUGCUCUCUAUCGGCAGCAAACCUCCGACGAACAAGUCAGCAAGGAAACAAUAUAUGCGAAUAAAAGAGGAUUUAGCCAAAUUGAUGCUCUCAGGGGCACCGAGUUGGCCUUAUAUUUGACUGAAGGAGAUCCUCAUGGAGAUCUAAAGAAAUCUGCCAAGCAAUUGGAAGAGCGUGGCUCCUACGAAGUUGAACUGUGUAAAACAUUGGCGACUCGCUACUCUAAGCAGUUGUUUGAGAUCUACAAGAAAAAAGAGGACCCUCUAUUUCUGCCAGUGUUGAAUUGAAUAGCAACUCAAGGAAAGCUAGAGAAGUAGUUAAAUUGCCGGAAGGGAAUCCCGAGGGGUUGGAUUUUGUUUUAUAACCUUAGACAUGACUGCUUCGUUUUGAUGUCUAUAUUAGUUUGGAAAUAUUUGUACGUAAAUGGUGCUAAAUUAUGUGAAGUAGCCUAGUCUAAUGUUAAUGUGAAUUGAAAAUCAAGCAGUUGGAUGUUUAUAGUUAUAGUUUAA
Messenger RNA from Mercurialis annua (annual mercury), 2393 nucleotides. RefSeq lists its product as uncharacterized. The transcript has 4 exons. NCBI's taxonomy places the organism in Eukaryota, Viridiplantae, Streptophyta, Magnoliopsida, Malpighiales, Euphorbiaceae. The record is from RefSeq and is a predicted model, not a curated record. The coding region runs from base 315 to 2171 and encodes 618 amino acids.